Oppiella nova is the source of this 561-nucleotide messenger RNA. Lineage: Eukaryota; Metazoa; Arthropoda; Arachnida; Sarcoptiformes; Oppiidae. The record is from the annotation of a GenBank genome assembly.
GGGCGCGAGCCCUCCACGCCCACCAAAGGCAAGCUAUUUGGACAGCACUUGGACCUCAUCUGUUAUGAGGACUCACUCCCGCAGCCAAUAAUGCUGAUGCUCAAAGAACUGAACCAAAAGGGUCCGUACAUUGAGGGCAUAUUCCGCAAGUCUGCCAACGCCCGGGUAUGUAAAGAAUUCCGGGCGAAACUGGAGUCCGAGUCGGAGCCCAACAUCAGCGAAGUACCGGUAAUUGUCAUCGCAUCGGUAUUCAAGGAAUACCUGCGAUCCCUCCCCGACUGUCUACUCCAAUCCCAGCUCUACCCCCAAUGGAUCGAAGCGAUCGGUGUUUCCAAUAAUCAUGAGUGUCGGGAACGGGUGCAACGGCUACUCCAACGGCUCCCGGCGCCCAAUAUAUUGCUGUUGCGGCACUUCCUGUGCGCGCUCUGGCAUAUCGUCCAGCAGUCGGCGCUCAAUAAGAUGUGUGCCGUUAAUCUUGGAGUGUGUGUCGGUCAGAAUCUGCUGACGUCCAACCCGUUCGGUAAUCCCAGUCCUGUCCCGCCGUCGUCCCAGACAUGCGAA